Serpula lacrymans var. lacrymans S7.9 is the source of this 1120-nucleotide messenger RNA. RefSeq lists its product as uncharacterized. The transcript has 6 exons. The record is from RefSeq and is a predicted model, not a curated record. Gene Ontology annotation, molecular function: 3',5'-cyclic-AMP phosphodiesterase activity; 3',5'-cyclic-GMP phosphodiesterase activity. Lineage: Eukaryota; Fungi; Basidiomycota; Agaricomycetes; Boletales; Serpulaceae. Gene Ontology annotation, biological process: cGMP catabolic process; negative regulation of glucose mediated signaling pathway; cAMP catabolic process. The annotation marks the transcript as partial.
GUCCGAAGCAUAUCCAUCCUCCUCUCCGCGUUAUGCCCACUUUUGACCUCGUAGUUGUGGGCUCGGGGGGAGGACCUGACGAAACAAAUUUAUCUGCGUAUCUCCUAAAGCCCUCCCAAAAUGCUUGGGAAGAUGGUAUCGUAGCCUUGGAAGCAGGCUCAGGCCAAGGUGCUCUAUCACAUAUCUUGAAGCGGAAUCCAGAGCUAUUUGGCGGACGGGAGGACAGCGACGGGCAUGAGAAGAUUCUCUCGGCACCGAUGAUUUACUCGUUCGUGCAGUGCUUCCUUCUGACACAUGCACAUCUGGACCACAUCAACAGCCUAGUCUUGUCAGCGGGUUCUCUUCUUGGACCCUCUAAGCGCAUAUACGGUGCCUCCCAGACUCUCAAGGACGUCGAGUUAGUGUUCUCUGAUCGAUUAUGGCCUAAUCUUGCUACCUGGGAUGAAAAUGACGAGUCUUACAAACUCCUAUAUCACAUCCUUCACGCCGACGCCAAAUACGCAAAGAUAUCCCCUGACAUCUCUGUACGACUCAUGCCUGUGAACCAUGGGCAUAACGACACUUUAGGAAAUUAUGAAUCUGCUGCCUAUUUUAUCAGACAUGACCCAAGCUCUCACGAGUUCCUCUUCUUCGGCGACGUCGAGCCAGAUAGCGUGGCAUCCAAACCACAGAAUAUAGCUGUGUGGCAGGCAGCUGCUCCUAAAAUCCCUCAACGGUUAUCGGCCAUCUUCAUCGAAUGCUCUUGGCCAAGCGGACGGCCGGAUGACUUGCUUUAUGGUCACCUCAGCCCUGAGCACCUUGUGCAAGAGUUAAAGGCACUGGCGACAGAGAUUGUGUUGGCACGUAAGGUCCACAAGCGAGAAACGCGUUUGACAUCUCGUCCACGAAAGAAACAGAGAGUGAACCCUUUAUCUCAAGAGGCCUUGCGCGGUGCCCUCACUGGUCUUCGAGUAUUUAUAAUACACUGCAAGGAGGAUUUUAGUUGCUCUCCUGAUCCGCCCAUAAAUCAUGUGAUUGCUGGACAAGUCAGAGCUUUAGUGAGCGCCAGUGGUCUUGGAGCAGAGAUACUGGCUGCAGACCAGGGUUCAUUGAUAGAAUCUGAACACAUGUGGACAGUUUU